This is a messenger RNA of Sphaeramia orbicularis (orbiculate cardinalfish), 6100 nucleotides long. RefSeq names its product phosphatidylinositol-4,5-bisphosphate 3-kinase, catalytic subunit delta (gene pik3cd). The record is from RefSeq and is a predicted model, not a curated record. Gene Ontology annotation, cellular component: phosphatidylinositol 3-kinase complex; plasma membrane; cytoplasm. The transcript is spliced from 23 exons. Gene Ontology annotation, molecular function: 1-phosphatidylinositol-3-kinase activity; 1-phosphatidylinositol-4-phosphate 3-kinase activity. The coding region runs from base 414 to 3542 and encodes 1042 amino acids. NCBI's taxonomy places the organism in Eukaryota, Metazoa, Chordata, Actinopteri, Kurtiformes, Apogonidae. Gene Ontology annotation, biological process: phosphatidylinositol-mediated signaling; phosphatidylinositol 3-kinase/protein kinase B signal transduction; phosphatidylinositol-3-phosphate biosynthetic process.
CAGGCAGGGUGCAGGGCUGUGCACUUGGUGGACGGUCCCUUGACGCGCCUGGAGCCGGAGGCGCAGAGCGCAGCCGCUUCCCCGGGUCACUCAGUGCAACAUCACCACCGCAUGAAUGACAGCGCACUCGGUCGACGGAGGGAAACACUUCGCACCACACACCUCGGAUAAACUGCGCGUCCGUUAGAGCCGGAUUAUCACCUUCAUCCACCACCACCACCUUCAUCACCACCACCACCACCACUACCACCUCGUCUCGCUUUACGCAUCGAUCCUCAGCCCUGACAAGCACCGGAGCAGAAAUGUCACCGUGAUGUUCCAGCCUCCAUCUUUCCCGCAAUAAAACCGAGAAGAGAUGACCGGCUGGUAGAGCUGACAGCAGUGGAGCUGACGGUAAAUGAGAGGCCGUCACCAUGCCCCCAGGGAAGUAUGGGAUGCAGGAGGAAUGGGAGAAGGAGGGGGACCAGGGGAUCAUGAUGGACUUCCUGCUGCCUACUGGGAUCUUCCUCAAAUUCCUUGUGUCUCGAAAUGACACCAUCAAAAGCAUCAAGAAGAUGGUUUGGAAAAAUGCCAGAAGCGAGGCUCUGUUCGCUGCACUCGGCGAUCCCGAUGCAUACGUCUUCACCUGCAUCAACCAAACAGCAGAAAGGGAAGAGCUGGAGGAGGAAUCCAGGCGUAUAAGUGACGUUCGGCCCUUCAUGUGUGUUCUGAGGCUGGUGGCGAGGGAGGGCGACCGUGUGGAGAAGCUCACCAACACACAAAUCAGUCUAUUAAUUGGAAAAGGUCUGCAUGAGUUUGAGGCUCAGAAGAACCAUGAGGUGAACGAGUUCCGGACAAAAAUGCGAAUGUUUUGCGAAGAAAAGGCUCUGGACCGGCAGCGGUUGCCAUGGCAGCAGUGGAUGGAGUACAGCUUCCCGUGUGACCUGGAGCCGUGCUGCUCUCCGCCAGAGUGUGGGAACGCCAAGUCAAAAAACACCAAGAAGCUCUUCAUCAAUGUCAAGUUUGAGGCUUCUGAUGAAAGUUUCAUGCUGCAGCAGGACCCUCAGGACCUGCCGGUGGCUCUGAUUAGGAGCGCUCUGAAGAAGAAGGCCACGGUGUUCCGCUCAGUGCGGCAGGAGCCAGAGGACUACACCCUCCAGGUGAACGGGAGGUGGGACUUCAUCUAUGGGAGUCACCCCCUGUGCCAGUACAAAUACAUUUUCUUCUGUUUAAGAAACGGCCAAAACCCUCAUCUGACCAUGGUGCACCACUCCACCAUCAGCAAAUACCAAGAGGAGCAGGGCCAAAUGUGCAACCAGGUCUUCAAGAGCCGCUCGCUGUCCAGACCUCCUCCGCUGCCGCUCAAGAAGCAGAAUACCUCUUCUCUGUGGUCCAUCAAUGAGCCGUUCUACAUUCAGCUGCUGCAGGGCAACCGAGUCAAUGCAGACGAAGGAAUGAAGCUGGUGGUUCAGGCCGGUCUGUUCCACGGCAGCGAACUGCUCUGCAAAGUGGUGACGAGCUCGGAGGUGACAGUUUGCUCUGAGCCGCUGUGGGACCAAAAACUGGAGUUUGACAUCAACGUGGCCGACCUGCCUCGUAUGAGCCGCCUGUGCUUCGCUCUCUACGCUGUCAUUGAGAAAGCCAAGAAGCCCCGCGGCACCAAGAAGAAAAAUAAAAAAGCUGACUGCCCUAUCGCCUGGGUAAACACCAUGGUGUUCGACUACAAGGACCAGCUGAAGACCGGGGAGUUCCUUCUGUCCACAUGGCCGUCUGUUCCUGAUGAUAAAAGCGACCUGUUGAACCCGAUGGGGACGGUGGAGAAGAAUCCAAACGUAGACAGCGCUGCCGGGCUUCUCAUCCGCUUCCCCAACAUCCGACAACAUCCCCUCUAUUACCCUCCACUCGAAAAGAUAAGUGAUAUGGAGAAGAACGGUGAUGCAUCUUUCUACAGUAAAGAUGAAUACAUGAAGCUGAAAGAAAUCAUGGACAACAAAAACUACACUGAGUUUUUCGAGGAUGAGAAGGAGCUCCUGUGGAAGCUCCGCUCCGUCGUCCGAGACCAUUACCCUGAAAGUCUGUCCAAGCUGCUUCUUAUCACCAAAUGGAACAAACGUGAGGAUGUAGUGCAGAUGGUGGGUUUACUGAGGAACUGGCCAGAACUUCCUGCCAUCCACGCCUUAGAGCUCCUAGACUACAGUUUUCCAGACCCAGCUGUGCGAUCGUUCACUAUCAGAUGCCUCAGGAAACUCAGUGAUGGUGAACUGUUGCAGUACCUGAUCCAGCUGGUCCAGGUCCUGAAGUAUGAGUCUUAUCUGGACUGUGACCUCACCACUUUCCUGCUGGAGAGGGCUUUAUCCAACAGGAGGAUCGGUCACUUCCUCUUUUGGCAUCUCAGGUCAGAGAUUCACGUUGCGUCUGUCAGUUGCGUUUUUGGCCUGAUUCUGGAGGCCUACUGCAGGGGAAACAUCCACCACAUCAAGCUCUUAACCAAACAGAAUGAGGCCUUGGGCAAAAUGAAGGCCUUGAGCGACUUUGUCCAAAUCUGGCUCGCAGAAGAUGACGGCGGAGGAUCUGAAGCUGUGCAUCAGACAGGAGUCGUACGUGGAGGCUCUGUCCGACCUGCUGUCCGCCUCUUAACCCCAGCAUCAUCCCUCGCCGAGAUCUGUGCAGAUAAAUGCAGGUUUAUGGACUCCAAGAUGAAGCCACUCUGGAUGAUGUACAGGAAUCCGUUUGUUCAAGGAGACAUGGUGGGGAUCAUCUUCAAGAACGGAGAUGAUCUUCGACAAGACAUGCUGACCCUACAGAUGAUCCAGCUCAUGGAGAAUUUAUGGAAAAAAGAAGGUCUGGAUCUCAGGAUGAUCCCAUAUGGCUGUUUGUCCACGGGGAACAAAAUGGGGCUCAUUGAAGUUGUAAAGAACUCGGACACCAUCGCUAAUAUCCAGCGUAACAGCAGUAACAGUGCGGCCACCGCUGCCUUCAACAAGGACGCUCUGCUCAACUGGCUGAAAUCCAAGAAUCCUGAGGAGAAGCUGGAAAAAGCAAUAGAGGAGUUCACUCUGUCGUGUGCUGGCUACUGUGUAGCUACUUACAUCCUGGGCAUCGGAGAUCGUCACAAUGACAAUAUCAUGAUCAGGGAAACUGGACAGCUGUUCCACAUUGACUUUGGGCAUUUCCUGGGCAACUUCAAGCGGAAACUAGGGAUCAACAGGGAGCGUGUGCCUUUUAUUCUGACAUAUGACUUUGUCCAUGUGAUCCAGCAAGGAAGGACGAACAACAGUGAGAAGUUUGAGAGGUUCAGGGAGUACUGUGAGCGAGCCUAUAAGAUCCUGUGUCGGAACGGGACGCUGUUUGUCAACCUGUUCGCUAUGAUGAAGGCAGCGGGACUGCCUGAGCUCACCUCCUUCAAAGACAUCCAGUAUCUGAAGGACUCUUUAGCUUUGGGCAAAUCAGAAGAUGAGGCACUGAAGAAUUUCAAAGUGAAGUUUAAUGAAGCUCUGCGGGAAAGCUGGAAGACCAAGGUGAACUGGAUGAUGCACUCCUUGGCCAAAGAUAAUAGACCGUGAAGAACACUGAACCAAGGGAACCUAAGGACCAACCAAAAAUGAUGGAUUUUAACUUAUAGAGAUUAAAGGGAAGCAACGCAAUCACAUAUUUUACUAAUCUGAAGGCAUUCCGAGAAACUCAAAUGUUUACAUUCGAACCGGCCAGUUUGUAGGACAGAACAACUAAGUGAAGGAUAAUCCAUCACACUCAUCUUUCAUCCAUUAAACAACAGGAUAUGGUUUUUUUUUUGCCUUUUGGACUUAACAGCAAAGUGAGAAACUUUCUGGUGUGUUGAAACCGCUACACAAAAACAUCCUGCUGAUGCUCGAGUAUCAUGAAUCACAGAAGCCAAGGCAGAACGCUCGUAUCACUCAGCAAAGAAAACUGCAAACAAACAUGACACGUUCAUCGACAAAGCUGAGUGACGGAGCAGCAGUUUGACUUAAAAGACUUUUCUAUGGUUUACGCCCCUUAGUGGCUGUGGUAUCGCCUCUCAUUUCACCUGCCUCUUUGCAGUUGUGUCUUUUUUUUUUUUAUUGUGUUUUAUUUAAUUUGAUAACUUUAAAACAAUUGUACAAACACACGGUAGAAUAUUUUUUAAAGGACUCUCUGUUAUCAUGCUAUUUAAUAUUGCCUUGAAGUAAAGAUUGUUGCCUUUGCAGUGCCAGUAAAAGGGAAGCAAGUACGGUGGGGAAGGGAUUUUUAUUAAAAAAAUAAUAUGAAAAAAAUUCAAAACACCCACCAAAACCAGGAGAUACACUUAAAUAAUGCAACAUCUCCGGAUAAAAAUGAUCUCAGGUGACAAAAUGAUAUAGAUGCUGUUCUAUAAAUCAUGUUAAACUGGGGCCCAAUAAUCAGACACUUUAAAUACAUGCAGAUCUAAUAGACAAUCUAUGAACACAAGCCAUAGAAGUAUGGUUGUGCCUCUCAAAAUGUAUUAUUGUACACGUGGCCCUUUUAAAAAUGUAAAUCCUGGACUAUGUGUACUGUUUCAGAUGAUGCAGUAAGUGUGUUUGUGUGCUGAUGUGUGUGCCAGUGUUGUAUUCAGAUAUUUAAGUUACGCACUGAUUUUCAUUGCUUUGUUUUAACCGAUGAUGUGCCAGUUGCCAUGAGAGAGAUUUCACGCUUUCAGUGUUAAACACCUCAAUACUUUGACAUUAUCUACUCCUGUGUAGAUAAAUGAGCCAGUGAUUUAGUUUAAUGGUGUGGUGAGAUAGGGCUGGGCGAUACGGCCUUAAAUGUUGUCAUCAGUGAAUAUUGAUGAGUAUCAUAGUAAAUGCCAAGUUUCUUCUUAGUGUAAAGGCUGAUUUUUUUUUUUUUUUACAUGAAGGCAGGUUGAAGAAACCAGAGGGUUAUUAGUGGUUUUAGACAAAUGAUGUAAUGUAGUGAAAAUAAUGUUAAAGGUGUAACAAGACAAACCAAGACAUGACAAGGUUUUUAAAAAAAUUAGGUUUUAAAGUACUUUUUGUGGUUAGAAGGUGCUAAAUACAUAGCAAAACUUUUAUCAUAUUAUAAUGAAAAUGUUCAUAUCUGGCAAUAUUGAUAAUUACCACAAUGAAUGUAAAAUUGUGUGUAAAUGCCAAAGAUAAAGGGAUGACUUUUUAUCCUGAGUGAAAGAUGAAAAAACUAGAUGAAUUAGAGGGUUUUCUAAAAGAUGUAACAGUAUGAAAACGAUACAAAAGACACAAGUCGUAACUAGAUGAACAUACAUGUAGUCUUGGAUUUAACAAAAUGAGUGGCAUCUUAUUGAAGAAGGCAAAACGAGGUACUCUAUGGUCAGAAAAUACAAGACAAAUACUCGCUGAGCAGCAAAACCUUUCAGUUAUCUAAAAGUAGAACACUCUAAACAAAUAUAAUGAUUAAUAGAUUUUACUUGUGUAUUAUAAUUCUGAGAAAACAGCGUUAAAAUUAAACAAAACAACAAAACUUUGAAACAUUUCGAAUUGUUUUUGCAUAUAAUGUAAGGGAAAAUAAAUCCUAAAGAAUAAUAAUCACUUCAAAAUGCAAUAUAAAAAUACUUUGCAAUAAUUACUGUUUUAUCGCCCAGCCCUAUGAACAGAUUACAUGUGUUAUAUCCUGUCAGUCCUGCGAGGACCACUUGAAUAGAAGCUGAUGUAAGAAUGCUUUUCACGAUGGAGACUUUUCAAUGGGACCUGUGUGACGUUAACUUCUACAGCAAGAAGAUUUAUAUACCUUAAGCUAUUGAAACAUACAGUAGAAUAGAAUAUAACUAUGGGUAAUAGAUGCUCAUCAGUUCAGGCUCAGAUUAACCCAUUGCUGCUUUAAGUCAGGAGGUCAGAGUCUGUGCGUUUAUAGCUACUUGUGUAAAUUGUAAAGUUACUGCUGUUGCCUUUUAAAUGGAUUGUAUUUCAUGAAUUCUGUCACAAGGUACAAAGGUUUUGAGUCUCAGGCCUGACUUACAUCUGUGCAGCUACAACAGUGAAACUGCUGUGUCAUUAUGGGUCUGACGUGGACCAGUUGUUCAUCUGCAUCCUGUUUUUACAUUUGCUUCACUCGCUGUUGGAGGGAAACACGUUCAAUAAACAGUUUGCCCAGUGAGGCAUACUGGGAGCUCUAA